AUGCUUCGUUUGUCACAAGUCAUACGACAAUGCAGAACGGCUUGUAAUAACGCUCUUAUAAACUAUGUUAAGAAGCUAGAAACAAAAACACUUAUUGAAAUAAUUCCUCAACAAAUGGUAAACUCAAUGACCUACGACAAGCUCUCAGAGCUUUUUAUCCUCAUUGUUACAAAAGUUGACAAAGAUACGGCUGAUAGUUUGCACCAUGGUUGGGCUCAAGCCUAUUAUUAUCAUACAGAGGGUUGGGUCGAAAAUGAUUUGACACUCGAGGAUGUAGAGGAUACAUUUCCUUCCGUCCUUCGAUUCCUUGAAAUUUUUGAUAAGCAACUCAAAGUUGAUAACCAAAUGGCUUUGUAUCUAAAAGAAAACUUGUUCGACAUCAAUCUAGAUGAACAUGCAAUCCAAACCAAUAAGGAUUCUGAGAAUGAAAAAGUGGAUCAAAUCCUUUGA
Molecule: messenger RNA, 450 nt
Organism: Auanema sp. JU1783
Lineage: Eukaryota; Metazoa; Nematoda; Chromadorea; Rhabditida; Rhabditidae
Source: the annotation of a GenBank genome assembly